UAUGGGUAUGAAUCCAGAAGUAGCCCUGGCUGUGUCUGUAUGGGUCGAGGCAGUGAUCUAUGGGAUAUAUGCGUGCCUAUUCUUCGAGGCGCUGUACGUCAUGCUCAAGAAGCGGUCGACGACCGUCGGCUCGGCCAAGGUCUUCCUCAUAGGAACGACGCUGAUGUUCCUUCUCGCAACGGCACACAUGGCUGUCAACCUAUACCGCUUCAUCAGAGGCUUCGUGCUCAACCUCCACCCUCUGGGACCCUAUUUUUACUUUUUCGAUUUCACCAGGUGGGAUACGCGGGCACACAGCGUGAUGCUUUGUUUGAUGACCUGGCUGGGAGACACGUUGGUGAUCUAUAGGUGUUAUGUCGUUUGGGACCGCAAGCUCUGGGUGACCGUCGUCCCCGUUGUUUUAUUGCUUCUAAGUAUUGGUUCCAACGCGGUUCUCCUCUACUGGUUUAUCCACCCGAAUGUCGUGUCCCUCAGCACUGUCUUCGCCUGGAUGGGCACCGUGUACCCCAUCGCCUUUGCCCAGAACACAAUCACGACUGGCAUGAUUGCGUUCAAGAUCUGGAAGCAGCACCGCGCGUCGAGGACGAUGGGUGUAGUGAAUAGCUCAUCGUUGGACCUUCUUGGUGUCAUGCGGAUUAUCAUCGAGAGCGCCAUGAUAUACACGAUCCAGCUCCUCGUCCUGAUUAUCCUCUUCCCACUUCACCACAACGCGCAGUUUAUCGUCCAGGAUGCGGUAAUCCCCAGCAUUGGUAUCGUCUUCGUUUUGAUCGCGGUGCGGGUGCAUUUCUCGAAGUCAAGGACGCUUUUCGCUGCUGCUGCUGCUACCGUCCUAGCACCCCUUCCCAGCUGGCCAGACGACGAUUCAAGCACUCAGGAAGAUGGAAGAGCGACGCCGCGUCGGUCUAUUGUCGUACAAAUGAUAGACAACCUCGCGAUCGCCGAACCUGCGAAGAUGAGCGUGGAUUUCAUGUCGUCAAGACAAACAGUUAGCGCACCUUGCUG
Molecule: messenger RNA, 1002 nt
Organism: Cyclocybe aegerita
Lineage: Eukaryota; Fungi; Basidiomycota; Agaricomycetes; Agaricales; Hemipholiotaceae
Source: the annotation of a GenBank genome assembly